GGUGCCGCCGCUCCCCGCACAUCCUUCGUGGGGCCCUGUGACUUCGUUACCCUCCUCGUGAGGCCACUCCGCCGGGUGGCCUGAAUCGAGGGUCAGGACUCCAUCGUCGCGCUCUGCCCCUCGCCCGCCCCUCUCAGGCUCUCUGACCGCCACCCCUGCCCGCCUGCCCGCCCCUGCACAACAUGCAGCCCGCGAGCCUUGAGGGUCCCGGCACGUUUGGUCGGUGGCCUCUGCUGAGUCCGCUGCUCCUGCUCCUGCUCCUGCUGCUGCUGCUCCAGCCUGUAACCUGCGUCUACACCACGCCGGGCGCCCCCAGAGCCCUCACCACGCUGGGCGCCCCCAGAGCCCACACCAUGCCAGGCACCUACGCUCCCUCGACCACACUCGGUAGUCCCAGCACCCAGGGCCUGCGAGAGCAGGCACGGGCCCUGAUGCGGGACUUCCCGCUAGUGGACGGCCACAACGACCUGCCCCUGGUCCUGAGGCAGGUUUACCAGAAAGGGCUACCGGAUGUUAACCUGCGCAAUUUCAGCUACGGCCAGACCAGCCUGGACAGGCUUAGAGAUGGCCUCGUGGGCGCCCAGUUCUGGUCAGCCUACGUUCCAUGCCAGACCCAGGACCGGGAUGCCCUGCGCCUCACCCUAGAGCAGAUUGACCUCAUUCGCCGCAUGUGUGCCUCCUAUUCUGAGCUGGAGCUUGUGACCUCGGCUAAAGCUCUGAAUGACACCCAGAAAUUGGCCUGCCUCAUCGGUGUGGAGGGUGGCCACUCGCUGGACAAUAGCCUCUCCAUCUUACGUACCUUCUACAUGCUGGGAGUGCGCUACCUGACACUCACCCACACCUGCAACACGCCCUGGGCAGAGAGCUCAGCUAAGGGCGUCCACUCCUUCUACAACAACGUCAGCGGGCUGACUGGCUUUGGUGAGAAGGUGGUGGCAGAAAUGAACCGCCUGGGCAUGAUGGUAGACUUGUCCCACGUCUCAGAUGCUGUGGCACGGCGGGCCCUGGAAGUAUCACAGGCACCUGUGAUCUUCUCCCACUCAGCUGCCAGAGCUGUGUGUGACAAUUCGUUGAAUGUUCCCGAUGACAUCCUGCAGCUUCUGAAGAAGAACGGUGGCAUCGUGAUGGUGUCUCUGUCCAUGGGAGUAAUACAGUGCAACCCGUCAGCCAGUGUGUCCACUGUGGCAGAUCACUUCGACCACAUCAAGGCAGUCAUCGGAUCCAAGUUCAUUGGGAUUGGCGGAGAUUAUGAUGGGGCCGGCAAAUUCCCUCAGGGGCUGGAGGACGUGUCCACAUACCCGGUCCUGAUAGAGGAGUUGCUGAGUCGUAGCUGGAGUGAGAAAGAGCUUCAAGGUGUCCUUCGUGGAAACCUGCUGCGGGUCUUCAGUCGAGUGGAAAAGGUACAGGAAGAAAACGAAUGGCGAAGCCCGUUGGAAGACAAGUUCCCGGAUGAGCAGCUGAGCAGUUCCUGCCGCUCCGACCUCUCACGUCUGCGUCAGAGACAGAGUCUGACUUCAGACCAGAAACUCACUGAGAUUCCCACACACUGGACACCCAAGUUAUCAGCCAAGUUGUCCCUCUCAGAGUCCUCCCCCAACAUGGCCCCAGUCUUCACAGUUGUGGUCACCUUCCCAGUCCUUAUUCUGUGGCUCUGAUGACCCAGUUAGUCCUGCCAGAUGUCACUGUAGCAAGCCACAGACACCUCACAAAUUUCCCCUGUUGUGCAGGCACAAAUAUUUCCUGAAAAUAAAUGUUUUGGACAUAGAACCAGA
Mandrillus leucophaeus (drill) is the source of this 1772-nucleotide messenger RNA. RefSeq names its product dipeptidase 2 (gene DPEP2). Gene Ontology annotation, biological process: proteolysis. Gene Ontology annotation, molecular function: metallodipeptidase activity. Bases 183 to 1655 code for a protein of 490 amino acids. The transcript has 10 exons. Lineage: Eukaryota; Metazoa; Chordata; Mammalia; Primates; Cercopithecidae. The record is from RefSeq and is a predicted model, not a curated record.